AUGUCGAACAGAACAAACAAAAAAAGUUAUUCUGAGACCCCUGAUGGUGCUUUUGGUGAAUCAAGUGUCACAGUUAAGAGGCAACAAUCCUGUCUACCUGCAACCAAUGUCAGUUUCCUCUCCAGUUCACGUGCCUGCCCUCUACCAGAACACUUUGUGGAUAGACACAGAGAAGCCCUGAUACAGAGGACAUCAAACAUCAGUCCAGUCCUCGAUAAUCUGCUGAGCCAGAGACUGCUGGAUCAGGAGCAGUAUGACACCUUGCGUGGUUUAAGACCUCGCCAGGAGGCGAUGAGGCAGCUCUAUGUGUAUAUGACAAUCUGGGGUCACAGCGACAAGGAGAAGUUUUAUCAAGCCUUACAGAUGCACAAUGGGCCUCUCAUCAGAGAUAUGGAGAAUAAAGACCCUGCCGGGAUAUUGAGAAAUAACGUCACCUUCAUCACCCUUCUGGGAUUUCCAGAUCUUCCCAACUUCACAUUUCUCUUCUUCUGCCUAUUGAUUAUCAUAUAUCAUGGAAUUAUUUCAGGAAACCUGCUUAUAAUAAUCUUGUAUUUGGUGAGUAAAACCCUUCAGUCUCCCAUGUACUUCUUCAUUACACAGCUAUCAUUGUGUGACCUUCUGCUCACUACCAAUAUUGUGCCCACCCUUCUUCAUACUGUACUGUAUGGACAAUUCACAGUGUCUUUCAUUGGCUGCUUCAUCCAGUUUUAUUUCUUUGUCAUAUCGGACACCUCGGAAUGUCUUUUUUUGUCCUUGAUGUCUUAUGAUCGUUAUCUGGCCAUCUGUAACCCCCUUCAUUAUCAAUCUGUCAUGAACCAUAAGUUUUGUGUCACAACAGUAAAUGUGAUUUGGGGAACAUGUGCCAUGUUAACAAUGGUUGAAGUAAUCUCCAUUAAUAACCUGAAUUUCUGUAGACCAAGUGUCAUUGACCAUUUCUACUGUGACUUUGAGCCCCUAAUGCAGCUUUCCUGCUCAGAUACUUCCAUGCUUCAUAAAUGGAUCCUUAUUAAGGGAUUUUUAGUUGCAAUUGGACCUUUUAUUAUAAUUGUGGUGUCCUAUGUUUACAUUGCCAUCACCAUUCUGAAAAUCCCAUCCAAUACCGGAAGACAAAAGGCCUUCUCCACCUGUAGUUCCCACCUCACAGUGGUUUCCUUAUUUUAUGGGGCAAUAAUCAUCGUCUAUAUGUUUCCAACCAGAGGACAAUCACUGAUCUUGAGUAAGGUCUUGUCUCUGAUUUAUACUGUGGUGACCCCACUGCUUAAUCCUAUUAUAUACACCCUGAGGAACAAUGACUUUAAAAAAGCUUUUCGGAAACUUAAGUGUAUUGUUUAA
This is a messenger RNA of Bufo bufo (common toad), 1332 nucleotides long. Its product is annotated as olfactory receptor 11A1-like. The transcript has 4 exons. Gene Ontology annotation, molecular function: G protein-coupled receptor activity; olfactory receptor activity. Bases 1 to 1332 code for a protein of 443 amino acids. Gene Ontology annotation, biological process: G protein-coupled receptor signaling pathway; innate immune response; inflammatory response. The record is from RefSeq and is a predicted model, not a curated record. Gene Ontology annotation, cellular component: membrane. Lineage: Eukaryota; Metazoa; Chordata; Amphibia; Anura; Bufonidae.